AUGUCACCUGCAACUUCCCGUGGUCCCAAGACACCCGUUGAUCCCAAUGCGCCCGGUCCUAUGCUCCGUUACCAGAGCAACUUGCCCAAGUUGCCUGUUCCCAGACUUGAAUUGACCCUUCAAAGAUACCUUCAGUCCGUUCGCCCAUUACUGAGCGAUGAAGACUACCAUCGCACCGAACAAGCCGUCAGAGAAUUUGAAGCUCCCGGCGGUCUUGGCCAGCAAUUACAGCAACGUCUUGUCGCUCGUGCCAAAGAUCCUAAAAUCGUCAACUGGAUGGAAGAUUGGUGGUUGGAUCAGGCUUAUAUGGGCUAUCGCGAUCCUGUCGUUGUAUACGUCAGUUACUUCUUUGCCUUCAAGGAAGACAAGUUCCGCACGGUGCCUGCCAAGCGUGCUGCUGCUAUUACCACGGCUGCUUUAGAAUUCAAGCGUCAAGUGGUCGAGAACACUUUGGAGCCUGAAUAUGCCAAGGGUGAACCCUUAUGUAUGGAUUCGUACAAGUACAUGUUCAACAACUGCCGUAUUCCCAAGAAACCUUCCGAUGUCGCGGGUAUGUACGAUCCUUUCAAGAACACCCACAUCGUCGCUAUCCGCAAGAACAAGUUCUACAUUGUCGAGACGGUUCACAACGGUCAGCAGCUUUCCACCAAUGAAUUGGAACAACAAUUCCAGCAAGUCAUUGACAACGCUGGUCAUAUCCCUGCUCUUCCCAUUGGUGCUUUGACCGCCGAAAACCGUGAUAAAUGGACCGAAGACCGUGAAAUCUUGUUGGCAGCUCAUCCCGAGAACAAGGCGGUUUUGGAAAAGAUUGAAACGGCUUCUUUCGUUGUGUGUUUGGACGACAGCUCUCCCGUCGACCGUGAUCAACUUUCGCGUGCAUGCUGGCACGGUGACGGUCGUAACCGUUUCUUUGAUAAGCCUGUGCAAUUCAUUGUUUUUGAAAACGGCAAGGCCGGUUUCAUGGGUGAGCACUCUUGCAUGGAUGGUACUGCCACUUGCCGUUUGAACGAAUUCGUUUGCGAUGGCUUGAAUCGCAACAAGAUCAACCACGGUUCCGAACAGGUCCGUUCCGGUCUCCCGGCUCCUCAACAGCUCCAGUUCCAGGUGAACGACAAGGUGGAAAAGGCGGUGGCCGAGGCUGAACAGCACUUUGAUGAAUUGAUUGGCAAGUACGAUUUGACCGUCUUGGCAUAUCAAGCUUUUGGCAAGAACUUGAUCAAGAAGUUCAAGUGUUCGCCCGAUGCCUUUGCUCAAAUGGUGAUCCAGCUCGGUUAUUACAAGAUGUUUGGUGUGAGCCGUCCUACUUACGAAUCCGGUCAAACCCGCAAGUUCCAGCGCGGUCGUACCGAAACUUCCCGUACUGUGAGCAACGAAUCGGUGGCAUUUGUCAAGGCCAUGGAGAACCCCCGCUUGCCCAAUGAAGUCAAGGUGGCAGCUUUCCGCGCAGCCACCAAGUCUCAAGGUGCUUACAUGAGCGCAGCCGUCAACGCUCACGGUGUGGAUCGCCACUUGUUCGGUUUGAAGAACUGUUUGCGUCCCAACGAGCCCAAGCCUGCUCUGUUCACGGAUCCCGCUUUCGCUUACUCUCAACACUGGUUCUUGUCGACCUCUCAGUUGACUUCGGAACACUUUGCCGGUUACGGCUGGGGCCCUGUGGUGAGCGACGGUUUCGGUGUGGCUUACAUGAUCAAGAACGAGGCUUUGCAGUUCAACGUGGCUUGCCUCAAGGACCUUGUUGUUGGUGGCAAGACAUACAAGAACGCUGCUUAUCAUCUCAAGCAAUGCUUGGAAGAUGCCGCCAACGAAUUGAGAGACAUGUUGAUUGCUGAUAUGCCCGCUCAAGCUAAAUUGUAA
Molecule: messenger RNA, 1854 nt
Organism: Radiomyces spectabilis
Lineage: Eukaryota; Fungi; Mucoromycota; Mucoromycetes; Mucorales; Radiomycetaceae
Product: acyltransferase ChoActase/COT/CPT
Exons: 6
Coding region: 1-1854 (617 amino acids)
Biological process (GO): carnitine metabolic process
Cellular component (GO): peroxisome; mitochondrion
Molecular function (GO): carnitine O-acetyltransferase activity
Source: RefSeq, a predicted model, not a curated record